Molecule: messenger RNA, 2812 nt
Organism: Zootermopsis nevadensis
Lineage: Eukaryota; Metazoa; Arthropoda; Insecta; Blattodea; Termopsidae
Biological process (GO): regulation of transcription by RNA polymerase II
Cellular component (GO): nucleus
Molecular function (GO): DNA-binding transcription factor activity, RNA polymerase II-specific; zinc ion binding
Source: RefSeq, a predicted model, not a curated record
CGACUGAGUAUCAAUGAAAAGCAUUCCCGCUUCAUGUCUGUAUACGUUACACGGUUUGUUCAAAUCUGUGUAAUUUUAUGUCAGUUCAUGCUAAUCGGCUUCAUUUUACUGUUGAAUUGAUUUGUUUUUCAUACUGAACAUACACCGGUUUUCUGCAUUUUACUUGUACUCGCAGGUUUAUAAAACUCCACUAUGAGUGAUGAAAGCUCAAUGGAUGACUCAGAUUCGCAGAAUGAAGGUGACAGCAGAAGUUGGGACAGUGAAGAGGAUCUUGCUUUAUUGGCAAGUCAGCUAUGUCGAGUCUGCGCUGAAGCUAGUGAAGAUAUGAUUCAAUGUUUUGGAGACAGAGGAAGGGAAAUUCAGCUGGUCGAUAAGAUACACACUCAUCUGCCUAUCAUGGUUACUGAAGAUGAUUUACUGCCAAUUAAUAUCUGUACUUCCUGUGUCUCAAAGCUGGAAAUAUGUCAUGAAUUGGUGAUCAACUGUUUGGAUGCAGAUGCCAGAUUACGGAGUAUUCUGGGCUUUGAUGUAAUGCCAACUGAUGAGGAACUGUACGGAUACACAAAACCAGAGAGUCCUGGUUCAAUUGAUUCCAAUGAGAAAUUAGAGCAGUCACAAGAUGAUUUGAUAAAACCAGACACAAAGAGAUUUAAAGAAGAGAAGCCAGAAGAAACUGAAGAAAAGCCUCAACUGGAUGAUAAACACAAUGCAGACCAGAAAAGUGGUGCAAAACCUGAGGUGAAGGCAGGUUACAAGGUGAUUUUGCUGAAAAUGAAGAAGUCAAACACAGUCUCACCUGAUACACAAAUGCAGAAGGCUAUGAAGUUUCUAAAAACAGGAGGAAAGACAUAUAAAGUUCUCAACACGACAAAUCAAAAAUCACUAAUUGUGAAGAAACCACAGAAUGAUGGAGUUUCUGGUAAAGGAUAUCAGCAGACAUCCUUGACCCAGGAAAGUGAGAUUCAUGCUAAAGAAGAACAGACUAUGAAAACUGAUGAACAGGAAGCAAAAGGGCAAACUGAUGAGGACAAUGUUAAAAAAUAUGCAGAUUGGGAUAAAAUAAAGUAUGUGUGUAUCUAUUGUGAUGAAAGUAUAGCAGGUAAAAAUGAAUUCAUCUUACACCAAAGUUCUGUCCAUAAUAAUGAAGUAUUUGGCUGCGAGCACUGCGUACUAGUUUAUGAACUGAAAGAAGAUUUUGAUGAGCACGUUAAAAGCCAUCAUAAUGAAAAAGCAAAUUCAGUUACAGCUGAGAAAAGUUCAAAUUACAGCAGCCUCACAGACCAAUCUGAUGACCAUGGUAAACGAAAAGACAAAUCUGAGUUUUCCACAAAACCUGCAAAGAAAACGAAGCUUUCGGAAAAUGUUAGUUCAAAUCCAGAGUGUCCUGUGAUUGUAGAAACAGAGACUGAGGGAGAAAAAUACUGGAAGUGCAAGGUUUGGCAGUGUAAAUGGUGCAAUCAUGUGGCAACUACAAAACAAGGCUGGAGGGAACAUGCUUGUGAGCAGCUACAGGAGUUUCAGUGUCUUGUCUGUGGCAAUCAGUUUGAUUCUGAACAAGAACUAGAGGAGCACCAGAAAACUGUUCAUAAGGAACAGAGAAGGAAUAACCUGAAGAAUCAACAACCAAAACAUACUGAAGAACAGAGGUUUCAGUGUGGUAUCUGUGGGAAAGUAAACAAUAGCCCUCUUUGUGACCACAGUUUCAAUCGCCAAAGGAACCUUGUGGCACACAUCAAACGACACAGAUCAGAAAAAGGGUUUACAUGCAGAGUCUGCCUUGAGACAUUUUCAAAUAGAGGAGAGCUCAUAAGUCAUCGAAGGAACCAUAGCAGGGAGGAACUGCUGGGUGUGAAGCCGUCAUUCUUAGUGAAGCAGAUAAAGGAAGAGGAGGAAGAGAUAGCAUCUUCAUCAUCAUCGUACAAAUGUCCAAUUUGUUAUAGGAUGUUUCUAACACAGCAGCGAUUGGAAAGUCAUGUGGCAAUGCAUACAGACAACAGCUUUCCAUGUCACAUAUGUGGAAAGGUUUUGAGCAAGAAAAAUACGCUAGAGUACCAUCUAAGAACACAUACAGGCGAGAAACCAUUUACAUGCAGCAUGUGUCCUGGAGCUUUUCAGUCUCGCGUUGGCUUGAUUGUACAUGAAAGAAUACACACAGGAGAGAAACCUUACCAAUGUGAUCAGUGUGAGAUGGCAUUCCGAUGUCGUGCAACACUUAAUCAGCACAAGGUUGUCCACUCUGAUGAGCGGCCUUAUCGUUGCAUGCACUGUGGAAGAGGUUUUAGAAGACGUGACACACUGGACACACACAUACGCACCCAUACAGAUGAGCGUCCCUAUGCAUGUAGGCUCUGUGGACGUGCCUUUAGGCAGAAAGGAGAUUGCAGCAAACAUGAGAAAACUCAUGGAAAACGAGGAAAGUCUGUUGUGCUACUUACUGAAGGAGACAAUUCAGCUAUGUACACCUGUCCAUUGUGUGGACAAAUGUAUGAGGUGAAAGAGGAUUUGGACCACCACUUUGAAAAUGAACAUACGCCUGAAGAGAAAGCUUCUAGUAUUGUUAUUAUAAAUUCUGACAAUGUUAUAACAAUUCCAAGCAUUGCUACUGUUGCAGAGGAAAUUCCAAGUCUUGUGCUUCAUGAACUGUCAUGAAUAUAAAUAAUACUGUUUUUUAUACACAUCUGGCAAGACAUUCAUAAGUAUAAUAUGCAGUUAUUGUAAUUUACAAUGAAAUUUUAUAAGUACAAAUACUUUAGGACCAAAAAUAAAAUUGUACUAAUCCUUUUAUUUUUAUCUUAAAGUGUACUGAGGAACA